AUGUACAGCACAGCACGGCACGGCACGGCACUGUGGGCUGCAACGAGCGACGUGCAAGGACAUGGAAUCCGGCCGCGGACGCUUCGUGCACAUCCGGGCAAGGCCUCGGACCCGCCAGACGGUGUGCCAGGCCCCCUAAAGAGGCCGAGCAUGCGAGCCCACAGCAUGGAGGUGCACGUCCAAGCAAUUGAUGAGAACAUGUACCUGUACGGGCCCGGGUUCCAAAUGCCUGCGAGCGCUGUAUGUAUGGAGCAGGCUGUGCCCGUACCUGGAACAUCAGCUGCUGCUUUGCGCCUCCAUGCAUCACCGAAAAAAGCUCAAUCCUUACGAGUACUCGUACCGCCUCUCAUUCUCAUCCCUUUGUCCGGGAGCGACCUCGAGUCACUUGCGAGCGCAAAUCUUGGAGUGAUGACCUCAAUGCCAUUUCAUCGAUCCAUGUAA
Molecule: messenger RNA, 441 nt
Organism: Trichoderma aggressivum f. europaeum
Lineage: Eukaryota; Fungi; Ascomycota; Sordariomycetes; Hypocreales; Hypocreaceae
Exons: 2
Coding region: 1-441 (146 amino acids)
Source: RefSeq, a predicted model, not a curated record